Molecule: messenger RNA, 3352 nt
Organism: Falco peregrinus (peregrine falcon)
Lineage: Eukaryota; Metazoa; Chordata; Aves; Falconiformes; Falconidae
Gene: BORCS6
Product: BLOC-1 related complex subunit 6
Biological process (GO): lysosome localization
Cellular component (GO): BORC complex
Source: RefSeq, a predicted model, not a curated record
AUGGUGGGACGUGGCUACCCAGAGCUGCACCGGGAGGAGGGGUCGAGCCCAGGUGGGGAUGGAGCGGGUCGGGUCGACGGGAAACGUCUGCCCGGGCUUUGUGGGCUGAGAUGGUGGCGCAAGUCGGAUCCGCUGCUAGGAGAACAUGGCGGGGGAGUGAGAGGAGCAGCCAACAGCGCCCGGUGUUGUUACCCGAGCGGGGCACGCCCCCUUCCGCCCCCGCGCCAAUCGCCGUACAGGGACGGCGCGAGCCCCACGCCCCCUCGCCGGGCGCCGCCAGUCUCGGCGAAACGGCGGCCCCGCUGGCCCCGCCCCGGCCAAUCAGAAGCGACACAAACACUUGGGGCCACGCCCGCUUCCGCAGGCCGCCCAAUCCGGGUGGGCACAAACAGCGGGCGCGCCCCGGUCCCCGAGCCGCGGCCCCGCAGUGCGAAGCGAGCGGACGGGACGGGCGGGCCGCCCUGCGAGAGCCGCUGGCCAAUCGGGCGGCAAACAAACAGCCGCGGCCGCGCCCCCGCGCGCCUCGCAGCCAAUCGAGGGGGACGUAAACAGGCGGCGGCGCGCCCCCUGGUGGGCGGCGACGCGCUGGCGGGUAGGCCCGCGUCGCCCGCCAUGGAGGUGCCGUCGCUGCGGCCCGCGGCGGCCGCCGGGCUCCCGGCCGCGGCGGAGGGCCCCAGCCGCGAGGCGGAGGGGCGGGGCCUGGACCGGGACGAGCGGAGCCUGGAGGCGCUGAGCCUGGCCGCCGGCGGCGGCGGGGCGGCGGCGGGGCGGCAGCUGCCGGAGGGGCGGCGGGCGACGCUGGCGAGCGCCCUGGAGCUGGAGGGGACGGUGCUGCGCGAGGGGCGGCUCACCCAGUUCGUGGCCAACAACUUGGAGCGGCGGAUCCGGCUGAGCGGGGCCCCGCGGAGCGAGCCGCCGGCGGCGGCGGCGGGGGGCGGCGGGUCUAUCCCCGCCAUCGACCCCGGGGCGCUGCAGGACGUGGUGGCCCUGGCCGGGCAGGUGGCGGCGCAGGUGGACGAGCUGCUGCGCAACGUGCACUGCGGCCUGCAGGCCCUGACGGCGCUCAGCGUCGGCUGCAUCCAGACCUACCGCGACGGGGUGGAGAGCCUGGGCGAGGCGGCCGACCUCAGCAUCCGCGCCAUGUACGCGCUGGUGGCGCGCUGCGAGGAGCUGGACCGCGCCAUGCAGCCCGUGCCCGCCCUGGCCAAGCGCAUCCGCGACAUGAAGGGCACCCUGGAGCGGCUGGAGGGGCUCUGCAAGUAGUGCCGCCCCGGCGCUCCUCUCGCUGCCGCCGGGAUGCCGAACGAGGAGCCGCCGGGGCUGGAAAACCGGGGCUCCGCCGCCGACCUUGCUGGCGGGGCUCGGCCGUUCCGACGGGCCCCGGCCCGCCCUGCCAGGCCUCCCGCCGCCCUCCCCCGCCAGCCCCGCCAGCGGGCCCGCACACGGCUUCCCCCGCUCUCGGCCCGUACAUCCUGCCGCUCCCCCCAGCCCCGGCCGUGACCGCCCGGCGGUGUGCCCAGUGCACCUGGAGGAAGCCAAGUGUUUGCAGCCGGUGGGGGAAAAGGCCCCGGUUGACACCGCGGGGUAAAUGGCAAACGGUGCUUUAUAGCUUCAGCUCCAUUAAAGAAUUCGGAUUCCACAUGCCUUACGCUUUCCAUUUAUUGAGGGCUAGGAAACACUAACCUAUCUUAAUUAAAAGCAGCUGUUAAUUUUUUUUUUAACCAAAUUUGAAAUUGUCGUGAAUACUCGCUUGAUGCUUACAGGCGUACGUGCUCAUUCGUAGCUGACUUAGUGCCUGAAGAGUAGUUCAUGCUGUGGCUGUUGCAGCACAUAAACACACAGAACACUGCUGUCUCUUACAGGACACUGGUUUAGGAGAUGAUUAAGAGGAAAUUUAAUAUAAAGAUCCUUGCUUUCCGAGAAGAAUAUAAAAUCCAUGGGAUAGAGUUGAGAUUCAGAUCUAGGAACAAGUCUAUAAGCAGUUCUAAAUAAAAGCUUUCAGAUAAAAUAUGCUUUGCCUCUAUUAGUCUCUACAGUUCUCACAGUGCAGGAGUUUAAAUGGCAUCACUAUGAAAUGAUCCUGUGAUUUUGUUUGGGUUGUUUUUUCAAUUGGGAAAAUACCUAUUUAAUUAGACAAGGAACAUAAAUACAUGAUGACAUUACAUGGGUGUAUGACUGACAUAAAAUAGGUACUUGGGAGAAUUUAUUUGUAUGACUUGAAGCUUUUGUAAAUGCAUCACCGUAUGCAGAAGUGAUUUUGCUGUAUCAGUAAGUGUGUCCUCUGAGGCCUGAGAGUAGCCAAAUUCUCUGCUCAGUGUGGUUCCUAUGCAACUAGCCUCUUAGAUGACGCUCUUAGCAAUCCGUUUAUGUCCCAAAUGUCCUUGUAACAAGAUUUCAGUAGAGAAAUGAUCACUGUGAUCUUAUGUAUGUGUAAUGGUGCUUUUGGUGACCGGUGGCUCCUAAAAACCUUGGAGAAAAGGUAAACAGAAAUACUACACAAGUCCUGUAGCUUUCGGUUGAAGAGCAGAUAGGUUUAUGAUGGGUGCAGCUGCUCCCCCACCACAGCCUCAGUAUAAACACCGACUGUGGGGCAGAUGCAGUGAUAUGCUGUGCCUCUGCGUGUAGACAAAACUGAAUUGUAACAAAAUAAUUCAUUUUUAUGCCACCCUGGUUUGCGUAAUACCUGUCUCUGGCUUAUUCUGGGCUUCUCACCAUGGCCUUGUCUUCCCCUCAGCACAGGGAUGUAUUUCGUGUGUGGCCUUUCAGCCCUAGCGAUGGGGGAAGGCUGGAAGUGGGCAGUGCCAAGGUCAGGCUCUUUGCGGUCACAGCUCUUGUGGUACUGCUUUCUGGGGAAUGGCUGUGGCUCCAGAAAGUUUUACCAGAGGAUUAACAGAGGUUAGCAGAGAGAAAAAGAAGAACCUAACUGCCCCUGCCCAUGGGCCUAGAAGACACUGAAGAUUUCUUAACACCACAGCAACAGCUGCGUUCUUGGUAGUUUUGGGGUGUUACACUUGGGAAAGUUUGAACUUGUCUGUCAUGGAGCUGAAGUAGUUUUUUUGUUGCUAAGUGUGUUUUGUAUAUAUGUCAAAAGUGAAAACCAAAGUUUUAUCUUGCUUAACUUGUAUUGUUGAAAUGUACAGGAAAGAACUGCAAGCUUAUUUGUAUAGCCACAUAUGUACAGCUAGGAUUUAUUCAUACAUGCUAAGGUGAAGCCUUUAAAGCAUACACAUUUCAGUACGCUAUUGGUUUUCAGUAGCGUUUCAUUUGCAGUCACCUACAUUCAAUGCUAAUUCCCUGCUAAAAUUGUCAAGUUUGUAGAAUAAAAUGAUUACUUUUAUGUUUUUAAUUGUUA